CUACACUAUGAUUGUCUAGUAAUUUGUGUUCUUAUGUUUUCCAAUUAGAUUAUGAUAUCUCUAGCUAUUUUUGUUCCAUGUAUAUGUCACACCAUCGUACUUUAUUAUUCUUUUCCAAUUAAAAUUUAUCUUCUAUAUUUUUUCCAUUUAAAAUAUUAACUUAGGGGAAUUUCAUUAUCUACCUUUUGAAGCAAGUCUUUAUUUAUGUACCCACUAGACAGUAAUUGGCAAAUUGAUAACUAUGCAAUUAUUUUCUAGGAUAACUCAAAAAUAAAUAAUGGUGUUUCAACGUUGCAAUAAUAACUUGUAGAAUGAGCACUAUCUUCAUAUUUGAUUAGGCAUAUGGAAUUCGGAAGCUUGUUUUUCUAACUUAUAGAUGGCAAUCGAUAUAGUUAAGCUAAAGAUCUUCGUCUGGCAAAUCCUCAACCGUCUAUUGCCUACUACUGAGGCUUUGAUUGAGAAAGAGGUUGACGUCCUCCCUAGAUGUCCGGUGUGUUGGGCUGAAUCUGAAACUUUGGAACAUUUGUUUCGGGAUUGUUCAGUGGCCCGUGCCCUCUGGGAUAUGACCGGCCUGCAACACCUUGGGGAAGGAUUGCCAAGAUGUAAUUUCCCUCUUUUCCUAAAAACCCUGUUGGCUAGGAUUCGUCAACCACCAGUUGUUAUGGUCAUUGUCUCGGUCCUCUGGCGGAUUUGGCGAUCUCGGAACUAGGUGGUGUUUGAGGGAAAGCAGUUUGCGUUUCAGUCCCUGCUACGGCAAUAUGAGCAACAGGUUUGGGAAUGGACUUCUCUGCCUAAAAACGAUUCAGCCAUCAUCCCUGGGGGUGCAGUCCCAUCCCUUUUCCUUGAGGGUAUGGGUGUGGCUGUCUGUGUGUGGGAUGGGGCUACCAAAAGUGAAUCGCACUCUGCAGGGGGAUGGUUAUCUUGACCCCUGCUAGGGAAAUCCUUUUGGCUCAAGGAGUCCAGUUUGAAGGCUUAGAUGAUCCAAUGGUGGCAGAGUUGCUUACUCUUCGAGAGGGCGUGUCUUGGGUCAGGGGCCUUGGUUUUAUGGAGAUGAGAUUUGAAGGUGAUGCCAAAGUGGUGAUUGAGAAGAUUCUGCGGCGUGAUACUCGGGAUAACCAAGUGGGAGCUAUUCUUGAAGAAGUUAUUCAUUUGCUUGGUUUGAAUCCGGGGUUCAGUCUGCGAUUUGUAGGUCGGCGUAACAAUAGGGUAGCUCAUGUAGUAGCUAGGAAAGCCCUGUCCUUGUUUUCGACUGCAAGUCGCUCUUUUGAUUUUCAGAUCUGGCUGUCCUCCAGGAUGUAAUUAUCUGUGUUUCAAUCUAUAUAUAUGAUUAUCUUUUGUAAAAAAAAAAACAUAAGCAAUGGCAGAAUCAAUAACAAAUUAAAGCUAGUUAUGCAUGCCUGACCAAUGACUGCAACAUCUUCCACGUACAUACUUGAUCAAUGACGGCAACAUAAGCAACUAGCUUAUAACCCGGUCCAUUGGCCGGAAUGUUCUUAUUUGAUUAUUUAUAUUUUUAUGUUAUGUUUAAGCCAACCGGUUUAAUUUUAUUGACAAUCCUUCGAUCGAGAUGAUACACAAAGAAAGAAUAUAUAGGUCUAACAUUUGGAGAAAUACCAUCAUCAUUUAAGAAUAUAAAUAUAAAAUGUAUCAUUAAUCCAUUUUCAUAAUAAUAAUUAAGCCCUCGUUAAAAUACUAUUGGUUAGUUGAUUGUCAAGAAAGAGGGUAUAAAAGCUCAGUGAAAUUCCACACGACCAUUAGAUAGUUUGAAACUAAAUCACCUCACAAUCUUACAUAAGGGUUUAAUGCGCUCCAUUAAUGAAUAAUAUGCCACUAAUAAAAAAGAAAUGGAGAGUUGUUGAUUCAAGUCAACUAUAUACUAACAACUCAGCUAAGAGGGGACCAUCAAAACUUGAGAGCAAACGACAAAAUAGGGUUAUCUAAUAGACUCAAUCAAAGUAAUAAUGCACAAAAUUACACACUCCUUGUCUAUCAAUUCCAGUAGGUUGAAUAAAGAAUCGACCUACUUCAAUAAAUCAAUCAAUGAUUCAUCGUUUUAAGAUAGAAAUAGGUUGUGAUAGAUGUAAAAACCAUAAACAUAAAGAUCCAAUAGCCACCACUCUUCGUUGUACAAUCAAAUUUUUAUCUCAAGAGACAUAUGUUUCAACCAAAAAUUCAAUUUCGAAUCCUCCUUCUGCAACUCCAUUAUUGAUUAAACUCUUUUACUUGCCCAACUUAAAUCCCCAACAAUAAAACCGCGUGCCAAGAGAUACCGGAUGAUCGAUUUUCAAAGGCGGCCUUGUACUAGGAAGUGAAAGGGGCACAAACUAUUGUACGAUGGAGGAAAUUUUCGAGGAAGUUAGAAAGAGAUAAAAACAAAGAUAAAAAUCACAAAAUUUAAAUUGAAAAAUGCAAGGACACAACACUUAGUGACAAAUUAGUUUUUUCCAUGUUAGCCAAUUACCAAUUUACCUUUAGCAAAAAUUAAGGAGAGAGAAAGAAUUUUAAAAUUGUGAAAAUUACAUGAAACUCUACUAUGAAAAUUGAAGUAUCAAGCACCAUAUGAAUACAUACGGUAUACUUAGUGGGCUUGCUAAUCAUGAUGGAAAGUCCUAUGAUUUUCGGAAAGUUGAAUUUCGUGUAUAUUUUGUAUUCAAAAUGACACAACAAAUUUGUUCAGUGUAAAUGGUUGUGAUUGUUGUCUUUGUUUGAAGAGACCCGGGUUUAAAUCCUGAUGUUGAUAUUUUUAAUGUGAGAUAAAUAAUUAAUUGUAAAGACAAAAAUGUCCUUCCUAUUUUCACUCUCGUUGCAGGAAAUUUGAAAUAGAGAAAAGUACACAGAUUUGUACUAUAUAUUAUUGGGGAUGGCAGAACCAAUAAAAAAUGUAAGCUAGUUAUAGCUCAUUUCAAUUCAUUGGCCGAACGAAAUCAAUGAAAAGAUUAAAAAAAAAGAGAGAUUUGAUUGAACAUUGUGAAAGUGAGAGAAAGAGAAAAAAUUAUAGUUAAUAUAUUUAUGGGCUACUUUGGUCACUUGAAAUACUAGUAAAGUUCACGUUAGCCACUAGAAUUACUUUAUAUCAUCUGUAGUAACUUAAAUUAGUUUAACAAUUCAAGUUUGGUCACUCUCAAGGGCAUAGCCAGGAUUUUAUCAAGGGUGGGUCCAUUUUUAAAAAAAUUACAUACGAUAAAAUAAUUUUGUUAGC
Molecule: messenger RNA, 3199 nt
Organism: Linum trigynum
Lineage: Eukaryota; Viridiplantae; Streptophyta; Magnoliopsida; Malpighiales; Linaceae
Source: the annotation of a GenBank genome assembly